Onychostoma macrolepis is the source of this 3206-nucleotide messenger RNA. RefSeq names its product caveolae associated protein 2a (gene cavin2a). The transcript is spliced from 4 exons. Gene Ontology annotation, cellular component: cytoplasm; caveola. The coding region runs from base 336 to 1706 and encodes 456 amino acids. Gene Ontology annotation, molecular function: protein kinase C binding. Lineage: Eukaryota; Metazoa; Chordata; Actinopteri; Cypriniformes; Cyprinidae. The record is from RefSeq and is a predicted model, not a curated record.
GUGUUUUUCUUUGUGCGUGCAGGCAGCCUAGGACAGAGGGAGGCAAUCUCCUCAGUGUCAGGAAAUGAACGGAUGGGAGAUAAAGUUAAUUUUAUGUUAGAUUCUUGUCCUUGUCUGUUAAUAACACUCCCAAACAGAUAUCUAAGUUAUGCAUUUUAUUCUGUCGCUAUUGAUUGUCAUUAUCCAGAAAAUGACCUCUGGUCGAAACAAUAAUGUGGCGCGUUUAUCUUUGAUACGAGCACCACACCAGAUUUCCAGUCUGCCGGACAGCUGAGAAGAGAAGCGCCAGCAGAGAUUCAUGAAGAAAUGAAGAGGCAUUCAGCGUUGACUCCAGGAUGGGUGAAGACUCCUCUCACGCCGAGCGAAGCACAGCCACCUUACCUAGGGAGGAAAGCACCCCGACACCACCAGCUCCAGAUGCUCAGGAUCUCCUCAUUCCGAGCUUCAGUCACGGCUCAGUGCCCUCUUCCCCCGUCCACACCCUUUCCCGCCUGGGCUCCAAGUCCCCGGCCAGCCCCACGACCCCUGGCAGCCAGGUAAGCGCCAUCACGGUGAUGGCUCUGCUCGACAAGCUGGUGGUGAUGAUCGAGUCGGUGCAGGAGAACCAGCGGAAGAUGGAGAAGAAGCAGGCCGAGCUGGAGGCGGCAGUGAGGAUGGUGCAGGGUGAUGUGACCCGGCUCGCCAAGAACCACAUGUCCACAGCCAACAGCGUGGCCAAGCUGCUGGAGCGCUCGCGCAAAACUGGCCUCAAUGUGAAGGAGGUGAGGGAGCGCCUGGAUAGACAGAGCAGCCAGGUGAAGCGUCUGGAGGCCAACCAUGCCCAUCUGCUCAAGAGGAACCACUUUAAAGUGAUCAUCUUUCAGGAGGACAAUGAAAUCCCCUCCACUCUGCUUACUACAGAUGGCCUGGCCUCCACCUCUCAGGAUGAGAUCAGUCCAUCUGCACCAACUCCGCUCACUGAUUUAAACCGUUCUCAAGAUGAAGGCCUGCAGACCAUCAGCCUCUCCUCCGAUGACGACGAAGAAAAAGGAGCAACGAGUCCUCUGGCAGAGGGUGGUGAUGAUUCGCUAGAUCUGCAUGAAGAGAAAUUCCCAGGCUUGGGAAGCGAACGUCUGGAGCGCUCUCGUGCUGACAAGUUCAAGCGCUCCAGUCUGAAGAAGGUGGAUAGUCUAAAAAAGGCCUUCUCACGAAGCAGCAUUGAGAAGAAGAUCAACAAGAUUGUGCCUCCAGAACAGCGUGAGAAGAUCAAGAAAAGCUUCAUCCCCAACCACCCAAAGAGCUCCUCUUCCAAGAGCUCGACCUUCAAUGUCAAGAAGGUACGAGAUGGAGAUGCUGACUCCUCCCAGCAGCCUGGGAGCUCACAGAGGAACCUCAGCCCAGUGGAUGUUCCCAACAUUGGGGGACCUGAUGGUGAGCUGCCCCUGGCUGAGUUACACUCCUCAGGUGAGAAAACAAAUGGAGACGAUCUUCGCAGCCCCUCCACCCCGGGCAGCGGGGAUGGAGAGGUGUUCAUCACAGAUGAGGGUGGAGAUCUCGAGAACGGUCCAUCUGCAACUCUGGCUGAAGAGGAAGUGGAUAAAGAUGAUGAAGACAGUGAUGGUAAUGAUGAAAACGGGAAGGAGGAAGAGGAGGAGAAAGAUAAGAGACCUGCAGAAGCGUCCGUGUCUCCGCCGUCGACUGCAGCUACUGUUGAGCUGCCUUCUUAGAUGUAGUUGUGUUUCUACUCCUCUGACUUCAACCCACUUCUGAGACUUUUGGAAGCAUAGUUACUCCCUUGUGCCACUGGUAUCUUGUUCCCAGGCUUGUUCAAUGUUAACAUGUCUGCUAAAAUAACAUAUUGCCCUGAAUUAAUCCCUAAUAUAAUUUAAGUAUAUCCUAUUGUGUUAAAUUCAGAAAUUAAGCACGUUCUUGUAGGAGGAAAUUGCAUUUAGAUUUCAUUUCAAAUAGAUUCUGUGUAAAAGCCCAGAGAAUGGUACAGCAGUUCAGACCACUGUCACCACAAUGAUACACCGAAAUAGCUAUAUCUUCCUGUGGGAGCCUGUGAACACCAUGAAAUUGACUGAACUGAAACGCCUGAACUCUCACUCUCUAUCUUUUUUCUUUGUGUGUAGGAGAGGCAAUGUGUACCAAUCUGUCCUUUGUUAUGCUGGAGUCCAGACUCUCUUCUGUCAAUGUACAUAAAAUGUAGUAUUAAAUUGCAUACAAAAAAAGUAAUAUGGUAUUAUUAUGAUUUUUGGAAACAGUACUUAGUUUUUCAUACAUUACUUUGAUGCAAAUACCAUGUAGAAACCAUUGUAUAUUAACAUGGUAAACAUGAAAUAUAUGGUAACAACCUGGAACAUCAUUACUGUACCAUUGUACCACCACAGUACUUUUUGUAUGGUAUGAAACAGACAGCUACAUAAGACAAGAGGUGCUGACAAAGUUAUGUUUUUUGCCAUUUUUAGAACUUUUAUUAAAAUAUUUAGCAGCACUCCGUCUCAAAGCUUGAAUACGUAGAUGUCUAUGAGGACUGAUAGCAGUGGCAUGGUAGGAAGGAUGCGCGUUUACAAAAUUUCUGGGAGAAAGCCAGCACAAUUGACUACCAUCUCCAUGGCAACCUUGCCCACUGUCAACAACGCUCCAAUUACUGCUAUAGUGCACGGCAAGGGCACACACACACAGCCUGAUAAAUACAAACGUACAGUGAAGCAGAAGUAUUUGUGUGUAGUCAAACAUUCCAUACUGCUGAUUUAAUAACUUCAUAUCCUGUUAAACACUAACAUUAUUUAGAUCAGUGGUUCCCCAACCUGUCCUGGAGGCCCCCCUGCCCUGCGCCUUUUGUAGGUUUCCCUUUUCUAACACACCUGAUUCCACUCAUCAGCUCGUUAGUAGCGACUGCAAGAACUAAAUUGGGUAUGUCUGAUUAGGGAGACAUACAAAAUUUGCAGGGCAGAGGGUCCUCCAGGACAGGUUUGGGAACCACUGAUAUAGAUGAUUCAGUGGUAAAAUACAAUGUACUCAGACCUGUAAAUAUAAAAACUGCUGCCAUAUAGCUGUAGCUGGGGUUUGCGGGGCCCUGGUGCUGGUUGUACCCGUGGGCCCUGUUUGAAAUUGUGUAAUAGCACAAAAAAGUAAUGUUUAAGGUUUUUCAAGUUUGUAGGUGUCAAGGUACAGAAACUGAAUAACCAAAUGUAAAAUAUCAUUGCCUACCUAGUCUUCACUGU